AAUACGGAAAAGAGAAAACAAUAAAGAACCUACUAUAUGCCAGGAUCUGCAGCAGGCACCAUAAAGAUGUCCUUCUAUUUUAAUCCUCACAACAACCUUAUGAGAUCAUUAGCAUUAUUUCUAUAAGGAAACCAAGGCUCAGAGAGGUUAACUAACUUCUCCAAGAGAACACAGUACCAUGGGACUGAGUGGCACUCUCUGUAUGAUGGCCCUCCUGCUCUCUGGUGCUGCUUCCAUGAAGAGUCAGGCAUAUUUUGACAAGACUGGAAACCUGCCAUGCCACUUCACAAACUCUCAGAACAUAAGCCUGGAAGAGCUGGUGGUAUUUUGGCAGAAGCAGCAUAAGCUGGUUCUGUAUGAGCUAUACAAAGGCAAAGAGAAACCUGACAAUGUUCACCCCAAGUAUAAGGGCCGCACAAGCUUUGAUCAGGACAAUUGGACCCUGAGACUCCACAACCUUCAGAUCAAGGACGAAGGCUUGUAUCAAUGUUUCGUCCAUCAUCAAGGGCCUAAAGGACUCAUUCCCAUCUACCAAAUGAGUUCUGAGCUGUCAGUGGUUGCUAACUUCAGUCAACCUGAAAUAAUGUUAAUUUCUAAUAGAACAGAAAAUUCUGACACCAUCAUAAAUCUGACCUGCUCGUCUAUGGAAGGCUACCCAGAACCUAAGGAGAUGUAUUUUAUCCUAGAAAAGGAAAAUUCAACUACUAAGUAUGAUGCUGUCAUGAAGAAAUCUCAAAAUAAUAUCACAGAACUGUACAGCAUUUCUAUCAGCUUCUCUUUUACAAUACCUUCUGAAACAAACAAUGUGAGCAUCUACUGUGUCCUGCAGCUGGAGGCAAUGGAGACGCAGCUUCUCUCCUCACCUUACAAUAUAGAUGCAAAGCCACCCAAGGAACACCACCCCGACAAAGGCCACAUCCUCCCGAUUGUGGCUCUACUUGUAACACUGGUUGCUGUGUGUGGGAUGGUGUUCUUCCUAACACUAAAGAAAAGGAAGAAACAGCAGCCUGACUCCUCUCAUGAACAUGAAACCACCAAAAUGGGGGAGAAAGAGAAUGAGCAGAGUGAAGAGAGAAUAGAAUACCAGGUGUCUGUAAGAUCUGCGGAAGCCCAGAGUGUUGUUAAUACGUUGAAGACAGCCUCUGAAGACAAAAGUGCUACAGAUUUUUAAUUAAACAGUAAAGUCCAUGUGACUAUCCAUUUUUUAUAUGCUUUCCUUUCCAAGUUUUCAGCUGACCUUUUUCUUGUCUCUCUAAACUUUCCCAGAAGGCAAGAAAAUAUUACCAUUAAUAACAGUGGGGGCUCCAGGAUGCUCUUUAAGUAAAAUAGCCUCCCUCUAAUGUCAGUUCUGCUCCAUAUGCCAGGAACAGAUUUUAACUGCUUCUUUCAUUUCAGAGCACACAUGUGGGCAAAGCCCAUCUAACUGGUUUCUGGGUCAGGAAUGAUGUUUAAGACUAACACCUCCUAUUUCAGAUUCAGCCUCUUUUCUUAAUUUCAUAAACUGUGUUUUAUGUAGGACCCCCCAAUCCCUGGAACAGUGGCUUUUAUCUACUCUGAAUUCUAAAGAAUGCCUAAUUGCACCUAAUGCCUCCUCCGUCUGGGUGGGAGCUGUGUAUUUCAUGUUUCUGUCAUGUUAAUAUUUUGAAAUAUAAAGAAAUGUAUACUAUAGUAAUGUAAUUACUAUGCCCUGAGAAAAGUUCCUCUGCUAAGGAGUUCUUGUCCCUCCAUGAGGGUCAGUAAAGAAAGCGGUGGCAUAGUGUGCUGACAACAUGAGCAAAGCAACUCAAAGUUUGGAAAUUAGGAUGGAUAGAGAUGGACCCAGCUUUGGAUCCUGGAGCCGUUUCUGUCUGGGCUGUUGCUAAUAUUGAGGCCCAUCUACCUUCCCAACAAGCUAUUGUUAAGCCUUAGCAGAGAGCACUGGAUAAAGCUAGAGAGCACAUGCACUGUGAACCUUACUACUUCUCUUCUUGAAAAAAAUGCCCGAGAUUUUUGUCUGGGGCAAGUGCGCAAAGGUCAAUAGUGAGUUCACAAUAUUCAGAGGAGAAAAACAGAUGCACGCGAAUGUCCGGUCUGUCCAGUCCCUCCACAAGCCCUGGGACAAGUGGGCCUUCUGUCCAAAUGGACUCAAGAUGGACAACAGUUUUCCUGGGGGUCAGUGAUGGGUUUUAAUGAUAUCCAAGUUGUUCUGAUGUCUCAUCUAGCUGGAAGCAGAGCUGGGAGAGAGGGUUAUCAUCAUGAUAAUGAAAUGAAUGGAAUAGGAUUCUUUCAACUAAUGGCUGAGAGAGAAAGAGCUGGGAUGGAACUAGAGGACCAGGAUGCAAACCACCCAGAGUGACGUGGCCUGAAAAUGUCCUGAGGAGAUGUGGGCUGGCCCAGAGCAGAGCCGGCAGACAUGUCUGAGGAUUGUCUAUACAUCAUUCUCAAUGAUAGAGAAACGGCACAGGAGGGCAAUAUGCUAGGCCAGAAGAAAUGAGUUAGGAGACCCUGCCCACUAAGGCAGCAUCACUAAGGGAUAGAGCACCUCAGUCCAAACCAAAAGAGAACUUCAGGAGGCCACGCCACAGAAAUAGUUCUUCUUAUUCUGUACAAAGGACCCCACAGGGUUAUAGGCCUAUAGAGCUUGCUAGUCAUGCUCAUCCGUGUAACUUUAGCAUUUGUGAGUUCUACCCUGCCCCUUUCUUCAUUAGGCUGUAAGCAUCUUCUUGGUUCCUAACAUGUUUUGUACAGAUCAGUUCUCAAUAAAUUUUUAUUAAAUUGAUUAAAAA
This is a messenger RNA of Manis javanica (Malayan pangolin), 2765 nucleotides long. It is a transcript of the gene CD86, whose product is annotated as CD86 molecule. Gene Ontology annotation, cellular component: external side of plasma membrane. Gene Ontology annotation, biological process: negative regulation of T cell proliferation; positive regulation of T cell proliferation; T cell costimulation. The record is from RefSeq and is a predicted model, not a curated record. Lineage: Eukaryota; Metazoa; Chordata; Mammalia; Pholidota; Manidae.